UAUGACAAACUUCCGUCAUAUUACCAUAACGAAACCAAGUGAAGUAGGCAAAAUUUCUUCAGUCAGCAUCUUGACGUUACGACAGACCUUAGAAACACUAAACUUUUGCGCAAAGUAUUGUUUUGAAAAUUACAUUUAUUGAUCGCGCGAUGUCCACAAGGCAGGCUGCAAGAUCACGAAAUUUAAAAGGAAAAGAAGCUCUGUUGGAAUGGUGUAAACAACAAACCUACAGUUACAAAGGCGUCAGAGUGAUUAAUUUAACUUCUUCGUGGAGGGAUGGCUUGGCUUUUUGCGCGCUCCUACACAAAUACGAUCCUGAACUGAUCAAAUUUGACGAACUCUCUAAGGAAGACGCCUUGAAAAACAAUGAAUUGGCUUUCAAAGUGGCCGAGGAAAAACUCAAAGUUCCAGCUCUUUUGGAAGCGAGUGACCUGGUAUCAAUGGAAGAGAUCGACGAGUUGAGCGUGAUGACGUAUCUGUCCAUGCUGUACAAGCGAAUUAAAAAAAAUUCCGCGCCUGCCCCCAGAAUUCCCGCUGCUAAUUCCGCUACAGGCCCAACGAGGAGAACCCUUUUUGACGUCUUGAAAGAUGAGAACAACUUCACUGAGCGUUUUGACAAACGGAAAAACCGUCUCAGUUCCGGAGAAAAAGACAACUUCUUUAAAAAAUCAGUGCCAAAGGAAACUACCUUAAGAGAACUGCAACGGGAAAACCACGUCUAAAUUGUGGAUAAAUAAUGUCUCCCUUUAUCAGACAGGUAGACAUUUCAAAACAUUCAAAUUUAUCUUUCGCUUUAGUUUGUGUCGAAAUGACUAAAGUUGUAUCGAAACGACAGACUUGUCGAUGUAUCGAAACAACCAGACUUCGAUUUAACGGUGCAGAGUUAUAGUGCUUUUAUUUUGAUCAUCUUUUGACGGAAGAUCUUACGUAUGGUAUUAGCUUGAUCAUGAAAAAGUGAUAGUAAAAGAAAAAAUCUUGUCAUCAUUCACUCAGCAUUUCAGCUCAUGAGUUAUCUUUAUUACAAUUUUCAUUGUAUGCAGACAGAGGCUUUACCCCUUUACUCCCAUUUCUCCUUACUGAUUUGCAUACAAUUCUAAUGAUGUUAGUUCAGAGAAUCUGGUAUUGGAUCAACUAAUAAUCCAUUAGUUGGCAUUUUU
Stylophora pistillata is the source of this 1157-nucleotide messenger RNA. Its product is annotated as MICAL-like protein 1. Lineage: Eukaryota; Metazoa; Cnidaria; Anthozoa; Scleractinia; Pocilloporidae. The record is from RefSeq and is a predicted model, not a curated record. Gene Ontology annotation, molecular function: protein binding.